AUGAGCAGCGAGGUGAGACAGCAGGUCGAGGGGGUGAGGAGGAAGUUGUCGGCGUUGGGCGGCGCGAAGGUGCACGUGGCGAUUAUGACGAGUGGAGGGGACGCGCAGGGGAUGAACGCGUGCAUUAGGGCGGUGGUGCGCCACGCGUCGAUGCUGAGCGUCGAGGUGUACGGGAUAUUGGAGGGGUUCGUCGGGCUGUACAACGGGGAGCAGAUCACGCAGUUGAAGUGGAACGACGUGUCUGGGUUGCUGCCGAACGGAGGGACGGUGCUGGGGACGAGUCGGUGCCCGGAGUUCACGAAGAGGGAGGGGAGGAAGAGGGCGGCGCUGAACUUGCUGAAGUUUGGGAUAGAUCGGCUGAUAUGCAUUGGGGGGGACGGGUCGUUGACGGGCGCGAGCAUGUUGUCGUCGGAGUGGAGAGAGCACUUGGAGGAGUUGUUGAGCGAGGGGAAGAUUGGGGCGCACGAGCUGGAGGAGCACCCGAAGUUGUACGUGGUGGGGGUGGUGGGGUCGAUAGACAACGAUUUUUGGGGGACGGAGAUGACGAUAGGCUGCGACUCGGCGCUGCACAGGAUUACGGACGCGGUGAGGUGCAUCAUGACGACGGCGUCGUCGCACCAGAGGACGUUUGUGAUAGAGGUGAUGGGCAGGGAGUGCGGGUACUUGGCGCUGUACAGCGCGUUGGCGGUGGGGGCGGAUUACGCGUUCGUGCCGGAGUGCCCGGCGAGGGGGAACUGGAGGGAGAGUUUGUGCCGGGCGAUUAGUCGGAGCUUCGAGUUGGGGAUUCGGCGGUCGAUAGUGAUCAUGGCGGAGGGGGCGAAGGACAUAGAGGGGAACAGGAUAUCGUCGGAGGAGAGGGGGGUUGCCGUCGGGGAUGGAGCCGCACGCUGCGACGAGGAUGGGGGUGAAGGCGUUGAACGUGAUCUUGGAGGAGGGAUGGAGGCGGAGGCGAAGGUGGUGUGCCUGGUGGGAGAGUCGCUGGUGGAGCGCCCGCUGAUGGAGGCGGUGAGGGAGACGCGCAGGGUGUCGGCGGCGAUGGCGGAGAGGAAGUUCGAGUUGGCGGCGAGUCUGAGGGGCGUUGGGUACGUGAGGGACUGGAACAUCUACAAGACGUGGGCGAAGACCUCGCUGCUGUCGCACGAGGUCCCGAGCGACGGCACCUCGAUCGCGAUCCUGAACAUGGGGCCGCCGACGCCGGGGAUGAACAGCCCCGUGGGCAUGAUCACGAGGCUGGCCACCAUGCACAAUUACCGUGUGUAUGGCAUUUACGAGGGGUGUCACGGGUUGUGGAGCGGGAACUUCGAGCCGCUGAAGUGGAUCGACGUGGAGGGCUGGGGCAUUCGGAGCGGCGUGAUCCUGGGAACGAACAAGAAGACGCCGGACAACGCGUUGGGGGAGUGCGCGAGGAGGUUGGAGGAGAUGGGGAUUCGCGCGUUGUUCUUGAUUGGCGGUUGGGAGGCGUACGUGUGUUUGACCCAGUUCGCGCGUGCGGCGAGUGAGUACCCCGCGCUGCGGAUACCGAUCGUGGUGAUCCCUGCGAGCAUCUACAACGACUGUCCGUGCACGUCCGUGUCGGUGGGCCGCGGACACGGCCGUGAACUCCAUCCUGACGAACGUCGACAGCGUGAAGCAGACGGCCACGGCGAUCCGUCGCUGCGUCUGCGUCGUGGAAAUCGACGGCCGCAAUUGCGGCUACCUGGGCGCGCCGUGUCCGUCGGCGGCAGCGCGCUCCGUCUGUACACGCCGGAGCGGCCCAUAUCUCUGUCCAGCCUCGUCUCCGACGUCAAAACGCUGACCGAUCGGUUCCGCCACAACAAGACGAUGGCGCUGAUCAUCAACAGCGACAUCCACAACAAGACCUACACCACCGAAAUGCUCGAGCGCAUCUUCAACCAAGAGGGCAAAGGCUGCUUCAAGGCGCGAAAAAUCGUCCUGAGCUACACCGACCAAGGCAACCCGCCCUCUCCGUUCGACUGCAUCCUGAGCAACCGCUUCGGGUACGAGGCGUUCUCGCUGGUUCGCGACCACCUCGUCAAGUCGCGCGACGCCCCCCUGCACGGCGCCGUCGCCCUCAAACUCGAACCAAGUCACCUUCGGGGCACCCCGCACCUGGUCGGCACGAACAGCCUGCUGUCGAUGCAGAAACUGCUGCGCGGCAACUCGAUCCGGAACUUCAUAAAAGGAAAAAACAGGCAAAAAUAA
Schistocerca gregaria is the source of this 2202-nucleotide messenger RNA. Its product is annotated as ATP-dependent 6-phosphofructokinase, platelet type-like. Gene Ontology annotation, biological process: fructose 1,6-bisphosphate metabolic process; fructose 6-phosphate metabolic process; canonical glycolysis. The transcript is spliced from 4 exons. The record is from RefSeq and is a predicted model, not a curated record. Lineage: Eukaryota; Metazoa; Arthropoda; Insecta; Orthoptera; Acrididae. Gene Ontology annotation, cellular component: 6-phosphofructokinase complex. The coding region runs from base 1 to 2202 and encodes 733 amino acids. Gene Ontology annotation, molecular function: AMP binding; 6-phosphofructokinase activity; ATP binding.